This is a messenger RNA of Amoebophrya sp. A25, 2205 nucleotides long. The record is from the annotation of a GenBank genome assembly. NCBI's taxonomy places the organism in Eukaryota, Dinophyceae, Syndiniales, Amoebophryaceae.
AUGCCUCCGGAAGCAGCGACUCAGCUACUGCGAACAAAAGUGGAAGCGACGAUAUACUUAGAAGAGCAGCAAGCACAGGCGUCAGCGCUGUUUAGCUACCAGUCCGCAGAUUUUUAUCCCGAAGAGUGCGACACUAUGAGGCUUUCUUUCUCCAAUGUCCGCAUCAUUCUUGCCCUUGCGAAUAUUCCACGGCGGUUGCUUCGAUCGGUGUAUUCGCGUCAGACUAGUGACGCUAUAGCGACUACAGGUUUUCGCGUAAUUCACAAUAAGAGUCAAGAAACAGAUGCUGCGUACGACAGCGAUGUCGACGACAACGAAUUUGAUAACGAGAGCGAAGUCCGUUGCAACGCAAAAACAGAAUAAGCCUUGACACGUUUUACACUCGCAACGACCUAAACGAAAUUCUGCAUGGGAAUGAUGUAGACGACGAAGAAGCUGCUACUCCUCCUCAAGCUAAAGGAAGAAGUUUGUCCAUCUUUAGCAGGAGAAGUUGUAGUCUGAUUACUGCUAGCUUGAGUAUGGCGAGUGAUAGAGUGAGUAUGCGGAGCCGACGUCAUCUGUUAACCACAUUAUUAUCCGAAAUGGUGCAACGAACUUCGCACGUCCCAGUGACGGAGACGGAACUGAAAUUCUUCCGCGAUUUUAUCCUCUUUUACAGGCGCGAAAAUUUCAUCAAGUAAUACUCAUUCUUGCUUCUAUAAAUGGUUAAGGUUGUUGUCUAGAAGUUGAAGGUGUAGAUUUGAUCAGCGUGCUCGCCUACGUCUUCCGCUUCCAAACGUCCUCCUCCCUAGAUACCGGCUUCGCGCCCUGGUCCGCAUUAUGGUUUCCGUUGUGCUUCUUAUGCUUAUGAUAUUGUGCCCUUUAUAUCUGGCGCGACGAAUGUGUUUUACUACGCUGGUUUUCCGCAGGACGUACUCGACUCAACAGGGUCAGCGCUUAUUACCUUCCCCGCGCUCCUAUUGGCGAAAGGUGUGAUUGAGUGGUACCUGAUCACGUAUAAACUCAUGCUUUACAACGAGGAGCAAGUGUGUUAGCUCGCGCCGGGGCUCUUCCGCCAGGUUUGCGAUUUCAAGUGCACUUGGAGGUGGUUUUACCGUAAUGAAAUGGGACAGUAUAUUGCUCUUGGCUGUCUUGGUGCGAUGUGUUUUUUUACGAUCUUUUUAUACAGCAUUCGGUGGAAUCCCUUGAACCUGAAAGCUAUUCAGGACGGAUCCCGGUAUGGAGAGGAGCUUACAUGGGAUCACAUCUACAACAUCUGUGGCAGUUUUUGAGCAUGAAAGCAGGAGCCCUUUGAGUUACGUUCUACUUGUAGAAGAUGCUACUAUUUCUAUUUUGAUGCGCAUGAGUAUGGGAAAAUUAGGAACCUUCGUCUAGGACUAAGAGGGACUUCUGAAAAUCCUUGAGCACGAGAGCAGGACGUUGAUGAGCCUUCGACCACUACUACAGCUUGAUACAGCACGAUCGACUGCUUGAUGCUAGUAUUUUCAUUUUUGGCAAUUUCACAUUAAAAGAUAAUAAAAGGGCUUUAUCCUUAUAGACACAUAGAUUAUAGAUACAUUGUCCUUCCAAAUGCAAAUAAGCUUCUCGAAUGCAUACUUCAUCGAGAUUGUCUUUGCUUUCUUGUUCUCCUAGGUUCCAAUCUCUCAUCAUCUUUCAAAUUUUGACUUGGUUUUCGAUUCAUUACUUAGGUAGAAGCUUGCUUAUCUAUCAUUCCUAUGCACUAUGUUUCUGUCUUUGCAUCAGAUGGAUGAAUGGUGCAAGUUAUUCUCUAAAUGCAUCUAUGUAGUUUAUCUGACUAGAUACGUGCAAAGAGAAAUGGAAAAGGCGGCUUUCCUCACGCCAUAGUAUGGCGCUCACCGACAACUAUCUAUGAGAUGUUUGAGGUAUAGCAACAAUCUUGGUAAAAGACAAUUGAAAAUGCAAAUGUACCAUGAACAUGAUCCACGUAUUGUAUGAUCAGCCAGCGUAUGAGGAAAAUUUAAUAGUAAGAACCCUUAGCCUUACAGCAUUCAAGUAGAAUCUUUCCCUUUCCUUGAAGAAAGCAGAUCAUGUUGACGCAUUACGCGUGCCUGUUCGUGUGACAUAGAGGUGGACCAUGAGUCAAGUUUUAUGGUCAUCUUCUUUUGAAACAUUACAUGACAGAGAGAAGCAUUGUCCAAAUGUCAUUUCAGACGCUGUCCGUCGUCGUCUGUUAUUGCUUUUUAC